UCGACACUCGACUCUACAACAUUCCAGGGCCCAGGCAAAUUAUUGUCUGGAAUUGAAAACAUUUAUUGUAGGUUUUAAUUCAGUUACUAUGGAGAGUUACGAAAAUAUAUACAGUUCAAUUUGUCGUUUAUGCUUAUCUUACAGUGACAGUAAAAAAAUGGUAUCCUUAAUUGAUGAUAACAGCCAAGACGGCCUGACACCCUAUGCUAAAGCAGUGUCAACAUUUGCUCAGAUUUGUAUAUCAAAGCAAGACGGUUUCCCCAGGAACAUGUGCUUUAGGUGUUUAUGUUUACUCAAACAGGCUAUCCAAUUCAAAUUGGUAACAGAAUCGAGUAAUAAUUGCCUAAAAAAAUUAAAGAAUUCCGUCGGUAGUAAUAGUGAAAAUUUAAAAGAAAACAUCAUCGAGUAUACAAUGUUAAAAUUCUAUUUUCCUAACGAAAGUUUUACAAAAACGCGUGAAUGUAUAAAGGAAAAAAAAGACUCUGUUAACCAUAUUAUGGAAAAAGAUAAUGAAGUAUUAGAUAUUCAAUUCAACAGUAAUACCAGCCCAGAUGAUAACAUUUUUGAUACCCCUGUCUUAGAAUCGGACACUGAACAGAAUGUAUCACAUCUUGAUGUCAAGGAUACAAUCAAUUUUGAGAACCUUAGUGGCUCUAACAUGCUCAAAUCCCAAACACCUAGUGCAGUACAAAAUGUGUUUACAAGAAAGAAUAAAAUUACAAAUAGAAAGCUACUUCUAGCAAGGCAAAAGAAGAGGAGACUGAAAAAGAACUUGGUUUGUAAUAUAUGUAACAGAGUUUUGGCAAACCAAUUUACACAUAAGUAUCAUAUGCAGAAGCAUUAUGGAUACAGAUACAUCUGUGAACAUUGCGGCAAAGGGUACCCUGUUUUUAAUGUGCUCCAAGCCCACCAACUAUUAAAACAUAGUACUGGCCCAUACCUUCAAUGUUCACACUGCCCUUUCAAGGCUCCUGGAAAAAUUGAAUUGACUGAACAUGAACGCAUACAUUCUGGUGAGCGUCCAUACACUUGUGAUAAGUGUGGAUUGACCUUCCGUAGACGAGCUAUAUGGAGGAAGCACUUGGUACAGCAUUCUGAAAAGAAAUUCCAGUGUCCUCAAUGCCCGAGGAAGUUCUUUCAAAGAAGUGAUAUGUUAGCACAUGCUAAUAACAUUCAUGACAGAGUAUAUGUGUAUUCGUGUAGUGAAUGUGGUGCUACAUACACUACUACUAAGACUGUGAGGAGGCAUAUGACAGAACGUCAUGGUAUUCCAAGGGAGAUGCAGGGAAAAAUUUUGAGGAUUAAUAAGAGGGCUUGUGAACAAGAAUAAUAAUAAGAAUAAAUCUAUCAUAGUGGAAAGAAAUAAUUAUGCAGCUUGUUUUAGAGAAUUUUUGUUUCAGUC
This is a messenger RNA of Pararge aegeria (speckled wood butterfly), 1402 nucleotides long. Its product is annotated as zinc finger protein 160-like. Bases 89 to 1330 code for a protein of 413 amino acids. The record is from RefSeq and is a predicted model, not a curated record. NCBI's taxonomy places the organism in Eukaryota, Metazoa, Arthropoda, Insecta, Lepidoptera, Nymphalidae. Gene Ontology annotation, cellular component: nucleus. The transcript is spliced from 2 exons. Gene Ontology annotation, molecular function: zinc ion binding.